This is a messenger RNA of Vespa crabro (European hornet), 1057 nucleotides long. RefSeq lists its product as uncharacterized. The record is from RefSeq and is a predicted model, not a curated record. Lineage: Eukaryota; Metazoa; Arthropoda; Insecta; Hymenoptera; Vespidae. Bases 128 to 823 code for a protein of 231 amino acids. The transcript is spliced from 2 exons.
UAUACUACGGGAACAUGCAGCUCUCUUGCUACUUGCUGUCAGCUUCUCGACGAUCCCCGUUCUUAACAGACAACAUUUUUCGACACGUAGCUUCGAGAAGGGCAAUUGUGGCGUUGAUACGAUAAAGAUGAGGAUCCUGAUCGUAUCGCUAUUGAUAUGCAUCGUGGCAUCAGAACCAGGUUUAUUGAGGGUGCCAAAAGUAUACAACGCCGUUAUCACAAGUAAUCAAAAUCUUUCACCGUCGAGAGCUUAUCCAGUGAUACAACCAGUGAUUCAUCGAACUGCGAUUGGUUACGUGCCACCAUUUUAUUAUACUCACGUAGCACCUCAUCUUGCUGGACCAGAAGUGGUACAUCUACCGCGUACAGAAUCACCGAAUAUUGAAAAUAUUGAUAAAUCGGAAGACGAUGAUGCUUCUAAGGAAUCAAUUACGAAAAAGGAGGAUGGUUUGGAUGGUUCUAAUGUGAAGAAAAUUUUUGAAGACUCGUCGAAGAAAAAUGAGAAUGGAAAAAACGGAGAGGACGACGUGCCACUUAGCUUUUAUCCAAAUUAUCAAUCCCUCUAUUACGAUCCUUAUUUUUAUACUUAUAAUACGUUUAAUCCUCAUCUGAUACCUGGAACAUAUUAUGUCGAUUAUCAACCAUUCGCACCAAUUCCACCUGUUAUUCCAAAACCAUCAUCGACUGGACGUCUUCAAUCGAGUCAUAGUCGUGAUGAAAAUAACGAUGGUAUUAGAAGGAAGGAAGAGGGAAAUAAGAGAGAGAAGAUACCAGAUGUACCACCACCGCCAGUGCCAACGUCAUCUCCGAAUAACUCGCGUUGAGUUAUUUUAAUCGAUGGAUGAAUGUGUUCUCAAAAUCUCAGUUUAUUGAUUUGUAAAAUGAAAGAAAAAGAAAAAAAAGAAAAUGAAAAAGAUAGUAAAAAAAAAGGAAAAAAACUUAAGACAAUUUUGAGAACCACCGCGUGAUUUGAGGAUACAACAUUCUCGAGGAUCCUUCUUGAGAAACUUUCGAGGCUGAUAGAGACUGCACAAAAUACACAUUGUUCGUAGUUGAAA